This is a messenger RNA of Rotaria sp. Silwood2, 4689 nucleotides long. Lineage: Eukaryota; Metazoa; Rotifera; Eurotatoria; Philodinida; Philodinidae. The record is from the annotation of a GenBank genome assembly.
AUGGCUUCUGGUAGUGAAGAAAAAAAAUCAUCUUCAAAACCAACAGAACAAACAUCAAAAGAUGAAUUUGAUAUUGAUGAUUCUCAAUAUAUUGAUAAUACUAAUAAUUUAUUAGAUGAAUCUCCUGAAUUUUCAUCAUCUUUUGCAAAUAAUCCUUCAUUAUCAUCAGUUGAUUCAAUAAAUGAUGUAACAUUUCAUUCAAAAACAUUAUCAUAUAAUUUAAGAACAACGUCGCGAUUAACUACAGAAUCAAUUAGUUUACAACCAACAAAUAUGACAACAUUACAUGAACUUUGUCAUUUCUUAGGUGGAUCACAUGUGAUUAAUAAAAUUCUUAUUGCAAAUAAUGGUAUUACAGUUGCUACAUAUAUGCGUUUAAUUCGACAAUGGUCUUAUGAAAUGUUUCAACAAGAAAAAACAAUUAAAUUUGUUGUUAUGAUUACACCAGAAGAUAGAAAAGCUAAUGCUGAAUAUAUUCAAUAUGCUGAUGAAUAUGUUGAUGUUGUAGAUGGUCCAUCACAUAUGAAUUAUUCAAAUUGUGAAUUUAUUCUUGAAAUUGCUAAACAAUUUUGUGUACAAGCUGUUUGGACUGGAUGGAAUCAUCCAUUAGAAAAUCCGAAAUUAUCUGAAUUACUUCGUCAACAUGGAAUAAUAUUUAUUGGUCCAUCAGAAAAAACUAUGUUAAUAUUAGGUGAUAAAAUAACUUCGACAAUUAUUGCUCAAAAUGUUGAUAUACCAACAUUAUUAUGGAGUGGAUCUAAUCUUAAAGUUGAAUGGAAUGAAAAAGAUCUUGAGAAUAUUAAUAUUCCAAUAGAUAUAUAUGAAAAAGCAUGUGUUAUUGAUGCAAAAGAAGGUGUAGAAAUUGCUAGUCGAAUUGGUUUUCCAGUAAUGAUUAAAGCAUCAAAAGGUAGUGGAAAAAAUGGAAUACAAACAGCAACAAAUCGUCAUAAUUUCCAACACUAUUUUCGACAAAUUAAAAAAGAUAUUCCAAAUUCACCAAUACUUGUAAUGAAAUGUGUAGAUAAUUGUCAACGUUUAGAAAUACAAAUAAUUGCUGAUCAAAAUGGACAUAUAAUAUCAUUUUUUAAUCAUAAUUAUUCAAUUCAACAACAACAUGAAAAAUCUAUUGAAGAAACAUCAAGAAUUUUACCACCACCAAAAAUUCUUGAACAAAUGAAAAAAGGAGCUAUACGUUUAGCAAAAUUAAUUGGUUAUGUUGGUGUUGGUACAAUUGAAUAUUUAUAUAAUUCAAAUGAUGAAACAUUUUUCUUUCUUGAAAUUAAUCUACGAUUAAAAAUGGAACAUUCUUUUAUAGAAAUGAAUACAAAUAUUAAUUUACCAGCAUGUCAAAUACAGAUUGGUAUGGGUAUUGAUUUACAUCGAAUAAAAGAUAUACGUUUAUUAUAUGGUAAAGAUCCAUUUGGUCAAACAUCAAUAGAUUUUGAAACUUCUCAUUUUAAAUCUCAAUCAUCUGAUGAAGGUACUCCAGUACAUACAUCCAAUGAAUAUUCUGAUAAAAAUUAUCAAACAAGUUCAAAUACAAUUCAAAAAUCAAAAUUGCAUAGUCAAUCAAGUGAUUCACGUAAAUUUGAUGAUACAGAAUAUGAACAUAUUAUUCUACAUGAUGAAACUCCAGAAAUUAUUCAAAAUAAUCAACAAGCAUCAUCUGAAACAUCUCGAAAAUUUCAUUUAAAUUUUUAUCAAGUGCUUAUUCAUAAUUACUUUUCAGAAAAUGAAAAAAAAUCUAUUCGAGAACGUUUUAAUGAAUCUAAGCAAUUCCUUGCAAAUUUUCUUUCAUCUAAUCAACGAUGCAUACAAGCAUGGUCAAAUAUAGUGAAUGGUGCAUAUGAAAGAAUUACAAUAAAUUCCACACUAUUAGAACAAAUGGAAAAUUUCUUCAAACCAUCAACAAUGUCAACAGGAACACUUGAAAAAUUAAUUUCAAAUAAUAUGAUUAUCGCUAUCGUCCAUCCAACAGCAAAAUUUGAUCCAUCAAUAUUAGAUCCGAAUCGUACAAAAGAAUAUGCAACUACAACACAAUUCGAAAAGAAAGCUGCAAUUUGUAUAAAUCCAAUGGUCUUUGAUCUUGAUACAACAAGUUAUGGUAGUCCUAUUUCUGCUGAAGCAUCUAAAUUCUUCUUGGCAAUUCUUUUAAUGCAUGAAAUUACACAUGCUGUACGAUAUUGUAGUCCAACACAAAAGGAAACACCACAAUUAACAUUGUUCAGUACUUACGAUGAUCCAGAUAAAUACGAUGCUGGUAAUGCUCUUCAACAUGAACUAUUUGCUGGUGAACUUCAUAUUAAUCGUGAUUCUGCUAGUACACAUGUCAAAUUAUUUAUUAUUAGAUCAAAAAAUCGAUAUAUUAAACUUUCACCAUCAGAUAUUAAUGAUUGUUUAACAAAUUAUAGUUUGGCAUCAUUACUAUCAUUGUUUAGUUUAAAAUCUGAAUGGCUAUUAAGUCAAGGUAAAGGACGAUCAUUUCGACCAGGUGAACAUAAUGAACUUGUUCAAUAUUUAAUCAAAGUUUGUGGAAUGGAUGCAGAUGAAAGAAAUGAUCUUCGUCUAUCACGUAUUAUGUUUCAACAAGAUUUAUAUAAACAAAAUAUUGAUGAAACUUUUAUGCAAACAUCCGAUACAAUGAAAGAUGCAAAUGAAACAUUAUCUAAAGAUACUCAAAUAAAAUUACAAAAAAGUUUACUUAUAUCUGAAUCAGAAUUUGUUCAAAUUAGUCCAUCAUCUUCUGUUUCAACAAUUAAUGAACCAAUUAUAUCUGAUCAUCAGAAAAUAAAUUUUACAAAUUUCGAACAACAAAUGCAAACACCAAGUCCUCAAUAUAUUCGAUCAAUUAAUCAUAAUGAUGAACAAAUAACUGAACAUAGUUAUUCAAAUAAUCGUUAUAGUGAUUAUGAUAAUCGACCUAUAAAACCACUUGAUCAAACUAUGCUUCAAUCGAAACUUAAUCAAUAUCCAAUUGAAAAUCAUUCAAAUGAUGAUACAAAUAUUUCUCGACCACGAGCUUUAACUAAUCCUCAACAAUCUAAACGUACAUCAACUCAUUUAUCAUAUAAUGCUAAUAGAUAUUCACCAAAAACUACUACACAUGGACCAACAACAUCAACAGCUAUGCAGGUUAAUAUGCGUACAAAAUCAAAUAAAAAUCAACUGACACAACAACAAAAUCGAGCAAAACGUCAUACAAUAGCUGCGGAUAAUACAAAUGCGUUUCAUUUAUUAAAUCCUACGCAUCGUACGACAUUAGCACUUAAGGAGAAACAUAAACAACAACAACCUACUUCAGAUGAAAAUAAAAAUCUAACAGAUGAUGAAGAUGAAUUACAGUUAAAAUCUGCUCCUGUUAAUACAAUGUUAUCGAUUCAAAAUACAACAUAUAAUCGAGAGAAUAGUAAUGAAUUAAAAAAAUUAACAACAUCAAUUGAAACAAUGAGAACAUCAGUUCUUCAAGCAUAUCUUGAUUUACAUGAACGAUUUACGAAAACAACAGAAUUACAAACAUCAGCUUUAGCUUCACUUUGGAAAAUGCUUGAAACUCAAAACUCAACUCAUCAACAUGAAACUGAAAAAAUACUUGAAGAAAAUCGUUUACUUAAUCAACGUUUACAUGAACUUGAAUUACGUUUAAAUAUUAAAUCUCGUACAUUAUAUCCACCACUACAUGCACAUAUAUCAAAACGUGAUACAAAAAGUUUUUUUCUUCAUUGGAUAUCUAAUCCAUUAAAUGACCAAUGUAAAAUUCUUGGCUAUCGAAUUUAUAUUGAUGAUAUUUUAAAAGGUUCUGUUGAAUCAGAAAAAUUUGAAACUAUUAUUGAUUAUAUUCGUGAUGAAGGAGAAUAUAAAAUAAAACUUCGUACAUAUGAUGAAUAUGGUGAAUCAGAAGAUUCAAAUAUUGUUAUAGCAAGAUUUCGUCGUCAAAACUCAAUAACAUCACAGUCAGAUUCAAAUUCAUCGGAAAAAAAACCAAUUCAUCGUACUCAAUCAGAUCAUAUAGUGGAUAAUACUAGUCAAACACAAUUAGUACGGAUACCAUUAAGACAAACACAAUCACAAGAGAAUUUAGAUGAUUCACCAAUAGAUGAAAUACAUCCACCAAUUAUUAUGAGCAAACAACAUACUCCGAUUUCCGUAACAAGAAAAAAUUCAGAAGAACUUAUUUCACCUGUAACAUCAAGUCCUUCACAUUCUAAUCAUAUAAAUUCAAAUGAUAAUAUUAUGAAUCGUAAACCUCCAAAAUCACCUGGUUCAAGUCCUAAUCAUAGUGAUAAAAUAACAACAAAUAAUGAAUCUUGUAGUAAAAUUCUAUUCACUAAUAAUUCUGACGAUACAUCUUCAACUACUACAACUAAACGUAGUCCUACACGAACAGGAAUUAUGUCUCGUCUUGCUAAAAGUCCACAUAGAAUUAAACGUAAUGUUCUAUUAAAUGCUUUAACAAUAAAUCAAACUUCUAGCCCAACAGAAACUGUCGAUACAAAUCAAUCAGAAAUCAAACUAGUUGAUCCAACAAUAACUUCUCAAGUUGAAUUACAUAAUGGUAGUAAUCAUGAUCAUUUUCUAAUUCAACAGCCUGUAAUAGCAUCAAAUUCAAUGAGUAUAUCUUCAACUCCACCACCAAUACCACCACGAAACAAAAAUACUCUUAUAAAUUCACUUGAUCGAAAUUCUUUUUAA